Daphnia carinata is the source of this 570-nucleotide messenger RNA. Its product is annotated as U-scoloptoxin(19)-Tl1a-like. The coding region runs from base 73 to 450 and encodes 125 amino acids. The transcript is spliced from 4 exons. NCBI's taxonomy places the organism in Eukaryota, Metazoa, Arthropoda, Branchiopoda, Diplostraca, Daphniidae. The record is from RefSeq and is a predicted model, not a curated record.
ACGAAGCCUCCACCAUUCGGCACCCAAACAAGAUCAGGAUUGCUUGUCAAACAUCACCAACUAAUAUCGAACAUGACGCUACGUUUGGCUCUUGUAUUUGUCGCAGCAUUGGUCAUCUUCAAGGUCGGAGCUUUCCCUUCUUUCGAGAACGAGGCCGUUGUUGCACCGAAACAAUCGAAGGUGGGUGAACUAACGAGCUCAACAACCGAGGCCUGCAAACGCGAAGGUGGUCUGUGCGUGAUCACGAGUCAAUGUCCCCAGCAAUCGCUAUCGUCCAAGAAGGGCCUGUGCGGCGGAGACAAAGAAUGCUGCCACUCACUGCCAGAUACCAUCGUCAGUUGCGAAGAACGCGGCGGAACGUGCAGGCUGUCAUCUGAAUGCAAGAAAGGUCCUCGUGAUCCGCUCGGUCGUUGCGACACAGGUCACGUUUGCUGCAUCCUCAUUAGGUAAAACUCGCUUGUGCAGCUUGUCUGACGCCAACCAGCUAAAAGACAAUUUAAUGGCAUAAUGUCUUGGAUUCAAACACACAUUAAUUAUUGGGGGAAAAUCAAUUAGUUUCAUAUCGAAUGG